AGCCACCAGGGAAGUGCCACUCUUGUAAUUUUCAACCUCUCAGUUAUCUGUUGAUUGGUUUAAAAAUCAAAAGGGCACAGACUACCUGGGCUGACCAAUCAGAGCCCUCAUCCCAUGAUUACUGUUGAUUGGUCCUGAUCAAAUUAUACCUUUGCCUAGGUAUAAAGCCAGAGCCAUCAGGACAUUGGUCUGCAUUUGGAGACCAGCUGCUGAGAGAACACUGUCUCUGUGAAUCCUUGAAUAGCUCCAGUUGGAAUCAGGAUUUUGUUGAUCAGAGGUUUGGCUUUGAAACUUCCAUGAAGACACUUUUUGCCACAGUGAGCUGAGAAACUGCCAGGCACUCAAGCCUGUGAAUCCAGGGAAGCCUCCUAGGCAUUUACAUCUCCAACCAAAGAAAGUAACAGAGCUGCAGACUGAGGCAGGACUUGGUUCAGGGAGCCUUCCUCUCUGGGAAACACCCUCUUUCCUUUGGCUAUAGAAUAAAGCAUAGGGAAGAGGUUACUCCCUAAUACUCUCAGGUACCCACAGCAUACCUAAGACCCCGAGAGGCCACUGCUGAUUAUACUGCAGCCAUGCAGGCUAAGCACCUUGGUUCCCAGAACCCAAGUUGUAAGAUCAUGACCUUCCACCCAACCAUGGAAGAAUAUGCGGAUUUCAACAAAUACAUUGCUUACAUAGAAUCGCAAGGGGCCCACCGAGCAGGCUUGGCUAAGAUAGUUCCACCCAAGGAAUGGAAAGCCAGACAGACCUACGACGAUAUUGAUGAUAUCUUAAUAGCCGCUCCGCUCCAGCAGGUGGUCUCUGGGAGGGCAGGUGUGUUUACUCAAUACCACAAAAAGAAGAAAGCCAUGACCGUGGCAGAGUACCGCCACUUAGCAAAUACUGAAAAAUACCAGACUCCGUUCUACUCCGAUUUUGAGGAAUUGGAGCGAAAAUAUUGGAAAACCCGCCUCUUUGAGUCCCCAAUAUACGGCGCGGAUAUCAGUGGCUCUUUAUUUGAUGAAAACACGAAGCAGUGGAACCUGGGACACCUGGGGACCAUCCAGGACCUGCUGGAGCAGGAGUGCGGGGUGGUCAUCGAGGGCGUCAACACCCCCUACCUGUACUUCGGCAUGUGGAAGACCGCCUUCGCCUGGCACACGGAGGACAUGGACCUUUACAGCAUCAACUUCCUGCACUUCGGGGAGCCCAAGACCUGGUACGCGGUGCCGCCCGAGCACGGCCGGCGCCUGGAACUCCUGGCCGGCGCGCUCUUCCCGGAUAGCGCGCGGGGCUGCGAGGCCUUCCUGCGCCACAAGGCGGCGCUCAUCUCGCCCACGGUGCUCCGGGACAACGGCAUCCCCUUCGGUCGGGUCACGCAGGAGGCGGGCGAGUUCAUGGUGACCUUCCCCUACGGCUACCACUCGGGCUUCAACCACGGCUUCAACUGCGCCGAGGCCAUCAAUUUCGCCACCCCGCGCUGGAUCGAUUAUGGCAAAGUGGCCUCGCAGUGCAGCUGCGGCGAGGCGCAGGUGGCCUUCUCCAUGGACGCCUUCGUGCGCAUCCUGCAGCCCGAGCGCUAUGAGCUGUGGAAGCGCGGGCAGGACCGGGCAGUGGUGAACCACGCCGAGCCCGCGGCGCCGGGCGGCCAGGGGCUGAGUGCCUGGAGGGAGGUGCACUCGCCCUGGGGAACCCGGCUCGCCUGCAACUCCCAGGAGCCGCGCCAGACCCCGCCGCGGAAGCCAGGUCCAUCUCCAGAUCACCACCCAACUGGCAGAUGUGUUUCUCGUCGUCGUCCUCGGAAAAGGGGUACUCCAGAGCUGACUGUCCGACCCGGGCGAAGAGGAGCCUCUCCAAAGACUCAGAUAUGAGACGCAGCCCUGCCCUGCAGAGGGACCCUGGAUGGAACAACCCAGCCGGUGGGCUCCAACGUCUUGCUAAGGCCUCCGAGUAUGACUGCUCUUAGGAGAAGCCUUUGUACCCCACUGUUCUUGGGUGUGGAGAUCCUCAAGACUGGUCAACACUUAUAUUUCAGAGCUUUGGGUAUUAGCAGGUCAUCAGUCUUGCAGGAGGGUCCCUCCUGUGUUGCUCCUGGAAGUAUACUGGGUAUUUUGAGUCUUUGAUGUAUUGGAAAAGUGUUCUCUGCCAGUAUUUGUUCGCAACUAUAUUAAAGGUAACUAGGAUGUUAACAUCUGACUUGAUUUCUGGUGUUGUUCAAUCAUUUGGGAGGUGUUUAGGCACUUUUCUGAAUUACUGUAUCAAAACAUUUUAAGUAAAAGUUAUUUUUAUGAGCUUGUUGC
This is a messenger RNA of Bubalus bubalis (water buffalo), 2279 nucleotides long. RefSeq names its product lysine-specific demethylase 4D. The transcript has 2 exons. The record is from RefSeq and is a predicted model, not a curated record. Gene Ontology annotation, cellular component: nucleus. Gene Ontology annotation, biological process: chromatin remodeling. Lineage: Eukaryota; Metazoa; Chordata; Mammalia; Artiodactyla; Bovidae. Gene Ontology annotation, molecular function: histone H3K9 demethylase activity. The coding region runs from base 573 to 1850 and encodes 425 amino acids.